Molecule: messenger RNA, 3773 nt
Organism: Eutrema salsugineum
Lineage: Eukaryota; Viridiplantae; Streptophyta; Magnoliopsida; Brassicales; Brassicaceae
Product: DEAD-box ATP-dependent RNA helicase 40
Exons: 8
Coding region: 314-3547 (1077 amino acids)
Cellular component (GO): cytoplasm; nucleus; ribonucleoprotein complex
Molecular function (GO): ATP binding; RNA helicase activity; protein binding
Source: RefSeq, a predicted model, not a curated record
AACAACAAACGACGGUCGUUUUUCGUUUCGUUUUUCGUUAAAAAUUUCAUUUCAACAAGAAAACGAUGAUAACGCCGUCGUAUUAAGGAUCCUUCAUUACGACGUCGUGUGGCCUCUCUUCGUCACACUUGCUUCUCUUUCGUGAAUCCCAGCCACACUUCUCCAUCAAUACGCCGAACUUAGCCCGUGUCUCUGCUCCAGUCUCUACCUCGCAGUGACCUUCUUCGUCCACCUCUGUAUCAUACCGGAAAAACAUAUUUUCUUUGUUCGCAUAGGAGUGCCGUUGCUCUUUCAUCGUCGAUAGCCUUUGCCUAUGGCCACGACAGAAGCAGCUCCAGCUUCUGCUGGUCCAAGAUAUGCCCCUGAGGAUCCAACUCUUCCCCAACCAUGGAAGGGGCUUAUUGAUGGAAGCACCGGCAUUCUGUAUUACUGGAAUCCUGAAACGAACAUCACUCAAUAUGAAAGACCUUCUGCACCGGCUCCACCGUUACCUGCUGGCGCUCCUCCCCACUCUUCCACAACACCGAAGCUCGCUCAGAUUCCUAUACCUUCUGCAAGACAAGGCCACCAAGCUCAGCUCGAACAAGCAAAACCAGUUGGUCAUGCGUCUCAGCCGCAUGGUUUACAACAGCAGCCACCGCAAUUUCCAUCUCAACAUGUAAGGCCCCAAAUAAUGCAGCAACAGCCUCCGGGCCAGCAGAUGCCUCAACAGUUUCCCCAGCAACAAAGCCAAUCGAUGGUGCAGCAGCCACAUGGGCAUCCUUCUCUACAGACUUAUCAGCCAACGCCACCGCAGCAGCAGCAAGCAAUGCCUCAGCAGCUAAACCAUCAGUAUGCACAUUCACAACAACAAUACAUGGGUUAUCGGCCUUACAUGCAACCACAAGGGCUUCAAAACUCACAUCACACACCUCAGGUUGGUCCCCAGACUCAACAAUUUCCGAGCCAGCCAGAGUACAACUCGUUGGCGCUUAAGAGGGAGGGGGACGAGUUCCAAGGGGGUAAGAAAACUGGGUUUUCUCAACCCCAUUUACACAAUGUUGAAGGCUCGCCAUCUCAUAAUACCCCCUUUGAAGCUAAGGCAGCAUCACAAAGGACAAAUGCAAACUUGGCUCUAGCUCAGCAAUACAAUGGACCUCAAGCAAACAUGCAACCUCCUUCUACAGUCACACAGUUUCAACAGCCAGGGGCUAAUCUGGUUCACCAGCAGCUUGGACCUAGGCCUCCAAAUCACAUGGACCCGAUGUUGCACCAGAAGUCUCAUGCUUCCCCUUUCCGAUCAAAUAAUACUUAUGACAAUAAUCUGCAAUCUAGACCUGGGAAUGACCCGUACGUUAACGCAAGAAUGGAAGGGCCGGUUAGGGGCACACAACCACUUCAUCCUGCAGCAAUGCCUAAGGAUAUAAGGAUAGGUGGCGGUCCACCUGCAAAUGCUGAUCCCGCCACGGGACAAACAGGUCAUGGAACAUAUAGACACGCUGGUCCAGCUUUUCCAACCGAAGGGAGGCCUCAUUUUGUCACACCUUCUGAUGUUCCCCAUCUCUCGCCUGUUGAAAUCUACCUAAAACAACAUGAAGUCUCAACAACUGGUGAGAAUAUUCCAGCACCAUUCAUCACGUUCGAAUCUAGUGGUCUCCCACCUGAAAUACUUCGAGAGUUGCUUUCUGCUGGAUUUCCAUCACCAACACCGAUCCAGGCUCAAACAUGGCCAAUUGCUCUGCAGAGCAGGGAUAUAGUUGCCGUUGCAAAAACUGGUUCUGGUAAAACAUUGGGAUACUUGAUCCCUGCCUUCAUUCUUCUAAGGCACUGUCGUAAUGACCCCCGCAAUGGCCCAACAGUUUUGAUUUUAGCUCCCACUCGAGAGCUAGCCACACAAAUACAAGACGAAGCCCUUAGGUUCGGUCGGUCUUCCAGGAUCUCGUGCACUUGUUUGUAUGGUGGAGCUCCAAAGGGUCCUCAAUUAAAAGAGUUGGAACGAGGAGCUGAUAUUGUGGUGGCAACUCCUGGGCGUCUAAAUGAUAUAUUGGAGAUGAAGCAGAUUGAUUUCCAGCAGGUUUCCCUUCUUGUGCUUGAUGAGGCAGAUCGGAUGCUUGACAUGGGUUUUGAACCCCAAAUCCGUAAGAUUGUGAACGAAAUUCCUCCUCGGAGACAGACUCUUAUGUACACAGCAACUUGGCCAAAAGAAGUACGGAAAAUUGCUAGUGAUCUUCUUGUGAACCCUGUCCAAGUUAAUAUAGGCAGAGUAGAUGAGUUGGCUGCAAACAAGUCGAUAACACAGUAUGUUGAAGUUGUCCCACAAAUGGAGAAAGAGAGACGCUUGGAGCAAAUCCUGAGGUCGCAAGAACGAGGUUCAAAAGCUAUAAUAUUCUGUUCCACGAAGAGACUCUGUGAUCAUCUAGGACGCAGUGUUGGACGUAAUUUUGGCGCUGUUGUAAUCCAUGGAGACAAAUCUCAAGGUGAGAGAGAUUGGGUACUUAACCAGUUCCGAAGCGGGAAGUCGUGUGUUUUGAUAGCUACCGACGUUGCUGCCCGGGGACUGGAUAUAAAAGACAUAAGAGUUGUGAUCAACUAUGAUUUUCCAACCGGUGUUGAAGACUAUGUCCACCGUAUUGGGAGAACUGGUCGAGCUGGUGCAACUGGAGUUGCAUUCACUUUCUUUACAGAGCAAGAUUGGAAAUACGCGCCUGAUCUGAUCAAAGUUCUGGAAGGAGCAAACCAGCAAGUACCGCCUCAGGUGAGAGACAUUGCAAUGCGUGGUGGUGGUGGUGGUGGUGGUCCAGGUUUUAGCCAGGACCGAAGAGGUAUGGUAAACCGUUUUGACUCUGGCGGUGGUGGUAGCCGUUGGGAUUCUUCAGGUGGGUUUGGUGGGCGUGACGGCGGGUUUGGUGGGCGUGACGGCGGGUUUGGUGGGCGUGAUGGCGGAUUUGGUGGGCGUGAUGGUGGGUUUGGUGGCCGUAGUGGCGGAUUUGGAAUGAGAGAUGACUCAUUCGGACGUGGCGGGAAUCGGGGUCGGGGUUUUCCUGGUCCUGAUGCUAGUCAUAUGAAUGUGGGUAGAGGCGGAUUUGGUCGGUUUGGCAAUAAUAAUAUGGAUGGCCGAGGCUUUGGUCGUGGUCGUGGUGGUGGUGGUAGAGGCUUUGGUCGUGGUGGUGGUGGACGGUUUGAUAACAGGAGAGGUAGAAGCCGUAGCAGAAGUCCUGACUUGGUUCGGCCAAGACGCCCGAGCUAUAGCCGGAGUCGGAGCUAUAGUCGUAGCCGUAGCCGUAGCAGGAGCUGGUCACGCUCAAGGAGCCGUAGCCCUAGGCGUAGCCGUGACCGUGGUGGUUAUAACCGGAGCAGAAGCUAUAGCCGUAGUCCUAGUCCGGUUUAUGAAAGACGGGAUAGGGCACGGCGUGUGUCUGGAUUUGAUAUUAAACCACCAGCUGACAUUGUAGCAGCGACGGGUCUUGAAACCGUGGUUCCUACGCCAUUGUCUGAGAGAAGAGAGAAUGGGGUUGUCGAGACACAGAUAGAAUCGGCUUUUGUACGACCGGUGGUUGAUGAACCCUAAAAGUCAGGACUCGAAACAGAGAAUGAAGAAUUUCAUAAUUCAUCCGAAAAUUUUUGGUUAUUGAAUGGAUCCAUCAAAUCAGACAGCUGACGUUUCUUUAUUUUUUUUUCUUUAUAUAUAUCGUCAUUUUUGUGUUGUAUUAUGGAGAGUUAGUCUGUAAUGUAUUAAGAAUUUUAUCGUUUAUGUAACACCAGCUGCUGCCUUCCAACAAUUAUGGACUACAAAA